This is a messenger RNA of Oppiella nova, 272 nucleotides long. NCBI's taxonomy places the organism in Eukaryota, Metazoa, Arthropoda, Arachnida, Sarcoptiformes, Oppiidae. The record is from the annotation of a GenBank genome assembly.
AUGUCUGUCACCUAUCAGUUCCGCACCAAAGCGGACGUGCGAACCGUCGACUUCGAUGGUAUGGCCAUAUCGGUGGCUGAGCUCAAGAGGAAUAUCCGCCAAUCCAUUGACAAUCCAAAGCACAUCGCGAUUGUGAUCAACGACCCGAAGACCGGAAGCACCUACGACUCGGACCAGACUCUGAUCCCAUCGCAAACGCACGUCGAAGUGGUCUUAAGGCGCAAAAAGGCUAAGAAGGGGACACAAGUGACGUAUAAGCUGUAAAUGAUGUC